UCGCGGUAUCUUGCUCUUUGUCUCCAAAAUUUAAAAGACCCACUAAUAUCAAACCCACUGUUCCCUCAAGGCCUCAACUGCCUGGACUUGAUCUGGCAGCCCCUGGAGAAAGCACCUGGGUCUCCCACCAGCUGCAGGCCUGUCACCUGACCUCACUAGGCUUCUGCAGGACUCCAGGGCCCUGGGUGGAGCAAACCAUCCCUGGAGGUGAGUGAAACCAGGGCAGGAAUCAGCCUUCUGCCAUGAUGCCAGCCUCCAGACUGGGACUCUUCUCUGUGGACUAACGGGUGGGAGUCACUUUAGAAAGUGGGGGUGGGAGGGCUGCUGCAAAGACCCCAAAGGGACUGAUCCUCUCUCUGCCUAUAAAAGUAACAUGCACACAAAGCAGAAAACACCCAUAUUUCCCUGUGAAUGCAUUUUUCUAUGUGUGCCAUUACCAUACACUUGAAAUCAUACAUUCAUUUUCAGUUUUGCUUCAUCACUUGGACCUUAGAUGUCCAAAAAAAAAAAAAUGGGUGGGGAUAGCUAAAUAAAUCAUAAUACAUUCCUAAAAAGGAAGAGUAUAUAUAGCUAUUUUAGAGUUUCUGACAACACAGAAAAUGAUUAUGUGUUAAAAGAAAAAGUAGGCUGGAAGUUAUCUAUUCAUAUGAUCUCUGGAUGUUAAUUUCUUUUUAAAUAUUGAAAAAAACAGGUUAGUAGGAAAGUGCUGAAGGAGACAGAAUUAAGAGUAAUAUGCUUCUACAUCUGUAUUUUUAUAUAUGAGACAAAUGUAGUAGUGGUUUCUCAAUUUUUGCUCUUACAAACAAUAACUGUGAUGAAGAACUGAUUACAUGGAUCUCUGACCCAGAAAUUUCACUUCUGAGACUUGGUAUUCUGUCAUAGAACCCUGUCACUUUUCUGCAUUCAUGGCUUAUAAUAUUAAUAAAUGAAUGUAUGCCUGUAUGUGUGUAUGGACUUUUAAAACAGGGCUUCCCUCUGUCACACCAUAAGAUCCACAUGAGAAGGUUUUAUCUUUCUUGACUGUAGCCAAGUCUUAAGCACAGGGUCCUGCACACAGUGGACGCUCAGUAAAUAACUGCUGACUAAAUGAAUGAGAACAUAACCUAAAGAAAUAUUUCAAACCAGGAUGAAGUGGAGUGAAAUUUUAAAGCCAAAUAGCUCCCCUAAAAGGCUGCAUGAACCUUACACGAGAAUGCCCAUCACAUCGAGUAAAGGCAGGGGGAAAAAAAAAAACUUAUGGUAAUCUAAAAAGGAGAAGAUCACUCCUCUUUGGCUUUAAGAAAUACAAAAAUAUCCCACUGUAUUCAUAGCACCUCUUCUGUUAUUUAUGUGUUUAGGCUGUUUUAUUAGGAUUUUCAUUAAAAAAAGUUUAGCUGAAUCAAUCUGUAUAAGAAAAUGAUACCGUAACCCUAUCUCUCAUCCACUUAUUACAACAGCUCCUCCAACAUGUUUGGUUUUUAUUCUGUAUUUCCCUGAGAGCUGUGGGAGUGUAAAGUACAUGCAGGCAACUCUCCUCAUCAUUUUCUCAGCUGUUUUCUUCUACUGUUUUUUUUUUCCCCAGGUUACGGAUGUGAGAUCCAGGUAAAAUCCAGCACCAAACCUCUUCCCCCAGGGACAGACCUGCCAGGUCAGUUCAGCAGCACCCACGGGACAUUUAAGACAAGCCCUCAGGGUCCCGGGGGCAGCACUGCAGCAACACUUCACGAGCUGGCAGGGUAGCCUUUCGUUUCUUGGUAGAAUUAGUCUCUCGACUCAAGAGACCCUGAACACCUUCAUACAAAUGUACACAGGGUCUCCCCACCGAAAGGCUGCACAGAUCUGUUUUUAUAUAAAAAGCAUGCAUGUCACACAGACAGCAAUGCUACAGCCCCUUAAGAUCAGACAGACCAGGUUCUCUUUGCCCCAUUAAGAAACCUUAAGCAACAUCUGUUCUGCAAAACAGCAACAGGUAUCUCGAGUGACCGCAGGUGAAGAAAAGCUGGACUCGUCUGACUUAACAAAGAGCUCAGGUGUCUGGACACCCACGAGGGUGAGAGUCUCUGCGGGCUCUGAGUUGCGUCUCUUGGCUUCACUCUCCCCAGCAGACACACGUGGGGUAAACCUAAAGAGCGGACCAGCAAGUGGAGGACCUUUGAAGCCAGAAAAUGGAAGGAUGUUAAGAGAAGUACCCAUCAGAGGAGGGUAACAAAGGGGGAAGCCACUAUUGGUGGACAGAGACUCCACCUCCGCCUCGUGCACAGGCUAAGCCGGUGGCUGUGGGAAGACGGGGCAGGACCAGGACUCUGCCUGUGUCCCUGAAGUCAGGCCUCUGGAGAGCCAUGCUAAGGCACUCGACUGCUCCAAUGCUACGCAGGAAGCAAGGAGAUUUUUAAGUGACUUUUAUUUACUCCCUGAAUGAAAAAGGCUCAAUAAUCAAUUCUGGCCUCCUACUUUUAAAAACAUUUAAGAAAUCUGACCCAGGACUGCCAGGAUUUCACCCAGCUUUCAGAAUCCGAGAAGCACCCGCGCUGCCCUUCACCUGGGCCAGGUGUUGGUUUUGUAAAGGGAGCCAGCCCCGAAGAAACACUCAGGUUCUGUUUUUCAACCCAUGGGUCAGAAUCGACAAGAAUAAACUCCUCCAGGGAUGAAAAGGUGACAAAACCUGCCAAGCGACUCUGGUUCAUGUGAUUUCAGCAGGAGCUGCAGGAAGAGAAGCAACUGAAGGAGAAGAAAAGCCAGGCAGGGUGCAGACACGCCAGGACCUCCGACCCAUGCGAGGAGCAUCUCUCGGAAGCUGAGAGGAGAACGUUUCAAACCAUGGUAAUAAGAAGGCAACUGGAGCUCGAAGCAUGAGCCAGCUGCGAGCCACAAAGCCUGGUCUUCUCGUGUGCACAGCCGUUUGCAUCUUCAUUUUUAUUUAUUUAAGGAAUCUGACUCCCGAGGAAGCAGAGGAGGAACCCACCCACCCAGCAGUGGUAGAAUGUGGCUUCUAUCCAGAUGAACUGUGCUCAGCUUUGUUUGAAGGGAAAGAGGCGGCUCCCCAGAUUGCAAAGUUCUGUAGAAACCCUCAUGGAUCUGAAAUACUUGCUCAUUUACACAGACCAGGAAAUUGCUCCAGGAUUUCCCACGAGUUGCAUUUCAUAACCAGACCCCUGUCUGCAGACGAGGGCAGCUUCUCUUUGGCAUAUAUUAUUACUAUUCAUAAGGAGCUGGCUAUGUUUGUGCAGCUACUUAGAGCUGUUUAUGUGCCUCAGAAUGUUUACUGUAUUCAUGUGGAUGAAAAGGCCCCAAAGAAAUAUAAGACUGCAGUACAAUCCCUGGUUAAUUGUUUUGAGAACAUUUUUAUUUCAUCAAAGAGAGAGAAAAUGGCUCACACUGGCUUUAGAAGACUACAGGCAGAUAUUAACUGUAUGAGAGAUCUAGUCCAUUCCAAGUUUCAAUGGAACUAUGUCAUUAAUCUCUGUGGACAGGACUUUCCAAUCAGAACCAACAAAGAAAUCAUACACUACAUCAGAAGCAAAUGGAAAGAUAAAAAUAUCACUCCCGGAGUAAUCCAGCCACCAAGCAUUAAAUCUAAGACAAGUCAGAGCCAUCUUGAAUUCAGCCCUGAAGGAGACAUCUAUGUGUCUCCAAAUGCAGGAUUCAAGGUUGAGCCACCCCAUAACUUAACCAUUUAUUUUGGAAGCGCUUACUAUGUACUAACGAGGAAGUUUGUGGAGUUUGUGCUGACUGACAUCCGCGCAAAAGACAUGCUCCAGUGGUCCCAAGACAUCCACGGCCCAGAGCGACACUACUGGGUGACUCUGAACCGACUGAAAGAUGCUCCGGGCUCCACCCCAAACGCUGGCUGGGAAGGAAACAUUCGAGCUGUUAAAUGGAGAAACAAGGAGGGAACAGUUCAUGAAGGCUGUAAAGGCCACUACGUCCAGGACACCUGUGUGUACGGACCAGGAGACUUGCCAUGGAUCAUUCAAUCACCUUCUCUGUUUGCCAACCAAUUUGACUCGACCGAGCCUCUUGUGGUCUCGUGCUUGGAGCGGUGGCACAGACUCAGAGUUCUAGGGCAGGCAGAGGUCCCUGUGGAGGCACACUGGCAUUUCCAACAGAAGAGCCAUCUCAAUACGGAAUUGAACCGCUGAGUUGGAAGUUAUAGAGAGUGUUUGCUUUCUUAUUGGUAUCAUUCUGUUUUCUUGACUUGAAAUCAGAGAACAUUCGACCAAAAAAGAAUGGAAAAAUAAUUCCUUGACAGAAGAUAGUCCUAAAAUGAAUUUAGAAACUUGCUACUGACAAAGACUCUACUAUUAAUGAUAAGCCACUUUCACAGUUUAGAGAAAGAAAUCACAAGAGAAAAAAUAAUUCAAAGUUCCACUGGUGACUGGAUAAGUGACAUGGAGGCUUGACUGCCUCACUGAACAGUUAAUGGAAAUCAAGAUUCUCCAAACACUUAGAUCCAGGCUCAAGUUAGAGUAAGAAUGUAUCUUGUCUUAAGGGUACUAUUGUGUAUGAGAUUCUAAUAAAGAACAAACUCCCACUGAAGAUGAAAAUAUGCUUCCAGCAGUUCUCUUUGGCUAGGAACAAUGUAACUUUGUUCUAGAAAUCCUAGAAAAACAAGGAAGAGUCUACUUCCUUUGGGUAAAAGGAAAUUACGGAGUUGAAACACAACUUCUUACAAAGGCUGCCCCCAAGUUUCUGCAGGCUUGCAGCUGCGAUGAUGAGAUGGUCUGUAUCUAAGCUAUACCAGUCACAACCACAGGGGGCGCUGGGCACCUGAAAUGUGGCUGGAGUGACUGAUCAAGUGAACCUUAACUUUAAAAACUUUAAUUAAAAUUUAAAUAGUCAAAAAAUUUAAAAAAAUAAAAUUUAAAUAGUCACACGUAGCUGGUGGUUACCAUACAGAACAGCACAGGUCAAAGGCAUGGAUGGUCUUACUUCUCUCUACUCACAGAUUCAGGUCUUUCAAAAAUCCACAAAUCUUUGUUGUUUUGUCGAGGACUUUUUAUAUACUCUUUCUAAAAGAGCCCACGGCAUCAUACAGGACUACAAACAUACAACUAUUGAACAGCAUAACUUAAAACAACUAAAAUAAGGGGCAAGUAGGAACCACAGGACAGAACACUAAAGAAAUUAAUGUGUAAUUCAAGGACAAAGCAUACCUCUCAGUGAACUGACACUUCUCAAACACAGAAACUAAAUGAGAUUCCAAUUAAGUCAAUGAAAACAGUCCCUGAAAAGCAUGGAACUACACAGAAGAAAAGAGGCUCUGAAAGCAGAGUCUGCAAAUCAAACUUGAGCUAACCACAGCACAUUUAAAUUUCCACUGAAACAAACAUUUCUUCCCCAAAGAUAUGCGAUUCCAGGGAAAGCGCACGGUAGAAGGUUAAGACCAUCAGUGAACGUCAACGCCCCAGACAGCCUGCUCACAAGCAGACAGAGUUGAUGGUCAUGCUCUGAGUGGUUGUUCAGAAAGCUCAGGUUCACCACAAUCCUGUCUCCUACAUUUUAUAACAACUCUUUGCAAGUAAGUGCAAACCCCAGUACACUUUUAAAUUAAAUAAAAUAAAAAAUAAAAGAAGCUUACAUUGUUUCAAGUUACUUAAAAGAUAAGUUUCCCUUCAUUUCAAUGUCAAUUAUAGAACACAAAUUCACACAACUGCCCUCAAAAGGCUCAAAUACUGCAAUAAAUCAUUUCUGUAACAGCGAGAUUAAAAAAUAAUAAUAAUAAGAUAACUUAAAGACAUGUCCAGCGGCUAAGA
Odocoileus virginianus texanus is the source of this 5732-nucleotide messenger RNA. NCBI's taxonomy places the organism in Eukaryota, Metazoa, Chordata, Mammalia, Artiodactyla, Cervidae. The record is from RefSeq and is a predicted model, not a curated record.